AUGGAAGAACAGAUUGCAGCUGAAGUAGAAAGAAGAUUGAAAAAAAUGAAUCUCGGUGAACAGAAGGUAGCACAGGGACCAAUCCAAUAUCAAUCUCCAGCUCAGUCACAACAAUACAGACCUCCUCAACAACAAGUUCCCUAUCAGCAACAAUUUCAACAUCACCCGCAACAGUUCCAAUCUCAAGCACCUCAACAAUUGCAGCAACAGGUACUGAAGAAGGCAGAAUGGGAGAUAGCUAUUGAAAAGAUGGCAGCUCAAAACUCUCAAUUUCAGGAAGAAACUAGGAGCAACUUGAGAAACACAGGGGCAUCAAUCAAAAACUUAGAGAUUCAAGUGAGUCAGAUUGCCCAACAAAUGACCAACACUCAACCACAAGGCGCUCUCCCAAGUGCCACGGUUACAAAUCCCAGAGACAACAAUCAUGUGAACGCUGUAAUUACCAGAAGCAAUAAAUCCAAUGACAAACCGGAGAGAAAUUUCGAGGAUGAGGAUAUGUUGAUUGAAGUAGAUGUCGAGAUUAAAGAGAAUGAGGGUGUAAGUCAAGAAGUCAAGAGGGACGAAAGGGUAGUAAAAGAAAAAUUAGUUACACCAAAACCGGCAGUUAAACUCCCUUUUCCCACGAGAAAUAGAAAGAAAGAACAACAUGAGAAGAAUUUCGAGAAGUUCUUAGAGAUGUUCAAGAAACUUGAGCUGAACAUUCCUUUCUUAGAGGCACUUGAGCAAAUGCCCACUUAUGCGAAAUUUAUGAAGGAUAUCAUUUCAAAAAGGUCUUUCAAGAAAGCACUGAUAGACUUAGGAGCAAGUGUGAGUCUUAUGCCAUUAUCCAUUUACAAAAGAUUGGGAAUAGGUAAAGUACAAGACACACGAAUGACACUCCAGUUCGCUGACCAAUCAAUUAAAAGACCUUACGGAGUGGUAGAAGACGUGUUGGUGAAAAUCGAUAAGUUCGUAUUCCCGGUAGACUUUGUUAUUUUAGAGAUGCCCGAAGAUGAAGAGAUACCAAUCAUUUUAGGGAGACCAUUUCUAGAGACCGGGAGGUGUUUGAUCGACAUAGAGGAAGGUACAAUGACCUUGAAAGUUUAUGAUGAAGAAUUGAAGAUUGAUGUGCGAAACACUAUGAAGUACAAAGAUGAUGUUGCCACAAGUCAACACAUUGAGGUAAUUGAGCGAAUUUGUGAUGAAGAAAACUCUUUGACAAAACAUAAAUUACCCUUGGAAAGAGUUUUGAGUCUAUCAAUUUUCGAAGAAGAGGAGGUAAUUGAUGAAAAAGAUAGUGAAGUUUUAGCCAUGAUGGAAAUAUCAUUUGCCAAAGAUUCUCGCCACAACAGAUGGGAGGAUCUAAGGCAACCGUUAGUGGAAGUAAAUAAAGAUGAACCAAAGAAGGGGGCUGAACUCAAACAAUUACCGGAGAACCUCAAAUACGUCUUUUUAGACACAGAAAGUAAGUGCCCGGCUAUAAUAAGUUCUCACCUUGAAUUCCUUCAAGAAGAUAAACUUGUCAAAGUUCUGAAAAAGCAUAAAAGUGCCCUUGGAUGGUCAAUUGAAGACUUGAAAGGAAUAAGUCCAACACUUUGCAUGCACAAGAUUUUAAUGGAAGAGAAUCACAAACCGGUUGUCCAACCUCAACGACGACUGAAUCCAGCAAUGAAGGAGGUGGUUAGAAAGGAGGUGGUAAAACUUUUGGACGCCGGGAUGAUCUACCCAAUAUCUGACAGUUCAUGGGUGAGUCCAGUUCAUGUGGUGCCAAAGAAAGGUGGAACUACCGUUGUUAAGAACGAAAAAAAUGAGUUGAUUCCCACAAGGACAGUUACAAGGUGGAGAGUCUGUAUUGACUACCGAAGACUAAAUCAAGCAACAAGAAAAGAUCACUUCCCGUUGCCUUUCAUCGACCAGAUGUUAGAAAGGUUGGCGGGUCAUGACUACUAUUGUUUCCUUGAUGGUUACUCAGGGUAUAAUCAGAUAGCUGUGGCACCAGAGGAUCAAGAGAAGACCGCGUUUACAUGCCCUUUUGAAAGAUGCCAACAAACCAACUUAAUCCUAAAUUGGGAGAAGUGCCACUUCAUGGUGCGUGAAGGUAUAGUCUUGGGCCACAAAAUUUCUCAUAAGGGAAUAGAAGUUGAUCAAGCCAAGAUAGAAGUCAUUGCAAAAUUACCUCCUCCCCUGAAUGAAAAAGUUAAGGACAAAGCUUUUGAUUUUGACAAAGAAUGUGCCGCAGCAUUUGAUACAUUAAAGAAAAAAUUAGUAUCGACACCAAUUGUUGUAGCACCAGAUUGGUCUCUACCUUUUGAGAUCAUGUGUGAUGCAAGUGAUAUUGCAGUAGGGGCAGUGUUGGGACAACAAAUUCGUGACAAGAAAGGAUCUGAGAACACUGUAGCAGAUCAUUUGUCUCGAAUGUCACCAAUUGAAGAGACAGAAACCACACGCCCAAUAAAGGAUGAGUUCGCAGAUGAACAUAUCCUCGCUGUUAUUGGUAUACCUUGGUUCGCCGAUUAUGCGAAUUAUUUGGUAGGUGGUAUUAUACCUGAUGAUUUUGACUAUAACCGUAGAAAAAAGUUUUUACAUGAUUGCAGGUUCUACUUGUGGGAUGAUCCUUACUUAUACAAGAAAGGUCUCGAUGGGUUGAUUAGAAGAUGUGUACCUGAAGAGGAACAACGAGAUGUACUGAAAGCAUGCCAUGACUCAGAAUACGGAGGACAUUUCAGUGGUGAUAGAACAGCUGCAAAAGUCCUACAAUCUGGUCUAUAUUGGCCCACCAUAUUCAAAGACGCCCAAAGCAUUGUGAAAGAAUGCGACAGGUGUCAGAGAACAGGGAAUAUCUCAAAAAGAAAUCAGAUGCCUCAGAAGGGUAUUCUUGAAGUGGAGUUGUUUGAUGUGUGGGGUAUUGAUUUCAUGGGACCCUUUCCACCCUCAUGUGGAAAAAAUUACAUCCUGGUAGCGGUGGACUACGUCUCUAAAUGGGUUGAAGCAGUUGCUCUGCCUACAAAUGAUGCCAAAGUGGUGGUAACUUUCCUCAAGAACAACAUAUUCUCCAGAUUCGGUGUCCCCCGAACACUCAUAAGCGAUGAAGGUACGCAUUUCUUGAAUAAGUUGAUGGAGAAUCUGCUGAAAAAGUAUAAUGUGAAGCACAAGAUUGCAACAGCUUACCACCCUCAGACUAGUGGUCAAGUAGAGGACGGCUUUCAAAACACCCAUAGGCAUGUCACCCUACCAGUUGGUUUAUGGUAA
Messenger RNA from Vicia villosa (hairy vetch), 3228 nucleotides. RefSeq lists its product as uncharacterized. Bases 1 to 3228 code for a protein of 1075 amino acids. Gene Ontology annotation, biological process: proteolysis; DNA integration. The transcript is spliced from 7 exons. The record is from RefSeq and is a predicted model, not a curated record. Gene Ontology annotation, molecular function: nucleic acid binding; aspartic-type endopeptidase activity. NCBI's taxonomy places the organism in Eukaryota, Viridiplantae, Streptophyta, Magnoliopsida, Fabales, Fabaceae.